AUGGAUCCCUUUAUAUUACUCUCGUUGGAGACCCGGGCUCGCAUUCUCAUCCUGCUCCGUUCCGAGGAUGACAUGGGUCGACUGUGCCAGGCAUCGCCCGUCAUGCUGGAGCAUUUUCUUCACUACAAAGCAUUUAUUUCACGGGAACAGCUAUCAACCGAUCUCGACAAUGACCUCCUCCAAGACGCAAUGGCUAUCGUUCACUUUCCUACGACCCGUGGGGUCCCUCACGACGAGUACGAGACCGCGGUUACUCUCCACAUGGCAAACUGGUCGCGCAGACAAUUCACCAAUCCGCUCGUGACUGAGGAUAGCAGAGACCUUGUUAAACUUGGCGGCCUCUUUCGUCGACUGCACAAGUACAUGAGCGACUACAUGGCCAAAGCAACAUCAUCCAGUAUCCCGAGAGCAUACCUCUGCCUCGACAACGUGUCGAAAGGACGGAGUCAGUCCAGAUAUACCCAUAAGCCGUUCAACUUGAACAGCCUCAACUAUGAUGAAAAGAAGCGGCUCUUGCAGACGUUUCUAAGGUAUGAGCUAUUCUACAAGGUGGAACACCCGCGAGUCAAGGCAGAGGGCUUCACGGAGAGAACCAGGUUUCUCGCGGUAAAAGGAGGUAACCGGCUACAUAAAUGGGAGCUGGAAGGAAUACGUUGUGUUCACGAGUAUGUUAGGUCUCUAUAUGGAGCCGUGUUGGCGCACUGUAGCGGCGUCCAUCGACCU
Molecule: messenger RNA, 723 nt
Organism: Fusarium vanettenii 77-13-4
Lineage: Eukaryota; Fungi; Ascomycota; Sordariomycetes; Hypocreales; Nectriaceae
Exons: 1
Source: RefSeq, a predicted model, not a curated record